Molecule: messenger RNA, 953 nt
Organism: Coturnix japonica (Japanese quail)
Lineage: Eukaryota; Metazoa; Chordata; Aves; Galliformes; Phasianidae
Source: RefSeq, a predicted model, not a curated record
CAGGCUGGAUGUGGCUCUGGGCAGCCUGGUCUGGUGGUUGGUGAACCUGCACAUAGCAGGGGGAUCAAAACUACAUUGUCAUUGUGGACCUUUUCAACUAGACCACUAGAGCAGGCUGCCCAGAACCACAUUAAUUUUAUAAUUCUGUGAUUCUAGAUUGUGGGACCGUGGAAAGUCGCUGACAGCGGCUGACAGGAGGGAGGCCGCAAGUGGCACUGUUAUGGUGCCGGGCUUCUCUGGGCUCUGUGCAUGGAGCUACCAGCUGAGGCAGCCGUACAGCGGGUGGACUAGAUGCAUUGAGCGGUGCCACAGGCCCGGGCCGCGGCUGCCAUAACAACGCGGAGGACGCCGGCACCGAGCGGGACGCGAAAGAUUGUCCGGACAUGCCCUUCACGGAACGCGCCUAUUUCCCGGCGGGGGCGGCCGCGGCUGGUGCAGGGACGUUUCCCGCCUUCCAGUUCCGCGGGCGCCAUGAGGGCCCGGACUGGAGGCGGCUGAGCGCCGUGGACGUGGGCCGGGUGUGGAGGGAGGGCGACGUGGCGGCCCUGCAGGAGCACCUGGAGCACGUCACCUUCUGCAGCGCCGAGCGGGAGCGCUGCCCACACUGCCAGGGCCCCGCCGACCCGCUGCUGCUCAAGCUGCUGCGCCUGGCCCAGCUGUGUACCGAGUACCUGCUGCACUCGCAGGAGUACCUGAGCGCCCAGCUCGGCGGCCUGGAGGAGGCUCUGCGGGCGGCACAGGCCCAGCGCGACCGCCUGGCCGAGGAGGUGGCCCAGCGUGCUCAGGAGGUCAAGGGGCUGAAGGAGGAGUGCCGGCGCAGGAAGAAGAUGAUCAGCACCCAGCAGAUGAUGCUUGAGGCCCGAGCCAGCUACCACCAGGUGAGAGGAGAGGAACUGGCUGCCCGGCCACCAGUGUCUUGUGGCUCUGAGUCCCACUGAGCGGCCCAGUUCUGG